Xiphias gladius (swordfish) is the source of this 2143-nucleotide messenger RNA. It is a transcript of the gene gpr171, whose product is annotated as G protein-coupled receptor 171. Gene Ontology annotation, cellular component: membrane. The coding region runs from base 250 to 1293 and encodes 347 amino acids. Gene Ontology annotation, molecular function: G protein-coupled purinergic nucleotide receptor activity. NCBI's taxonomy places the organism in Eukaryota, Metazoa, Chordata, Actinopteri, Istiophoriformes, Xiphiidae. The record is from RefSeq and is a predicted model, not a curated record. Gene Ontology annotation, biological process: G protein-coupled receptor signaling pathway. The transcript has 6 exons.
GCGGUAACUGGGAAAACAGGGGUUGCCGACGGUUUGGUGGACGGCUGUAAAUACCUCAGGUGCUGUCGCCGUAGAGAGGAAGCAGCAACAUGCUUCGUUGUAACAGUUGUCCAAAAGUGGUCCAGAACCCAAAAAUCUCUGCUCUUCCUGUUUUGUGAACCCGCUGUGAACGUUAGAUAUCCAAACCACAAUCUGAGCAGCAGCCGAAGGCACGGACUUCCUGAGACGUCUUCCACGUUUUCCAGCACUAUGGGAGCAACGCAGGUCCUCAUGAUGCCUCCUUCCUCCAACCUCAGCUUUGGAGGAGCCGAGCAGGGCAAGCAGUGCAUUGUCAAUGACCAGAUGGGACCUUUCACUGUCCUCUACAUCCUCAUCUUCAUCAUCAGUCUGCCUGGUAGCCUGCUGUCUGGGUGGGCCUUCAUCUGCAGUCCCAGAACGGAGCGGCAGCAGAGCACCAGCGUCUACCUGGUCAACCUGCUGGUGGCCGACUUCCUGCUGCUGCUGGCUCUGCCCUUCAAGAUCCUGAAGGACCUCGGGCCGGCGCCGUGGAGCCUCAUGGUGUUUCACUGCCAGGCCAGCGCCGUCACCAUCUACAUCAGCCUCUACGCAUCCGUCGCCUUCCUCGCCCUCAUCAUCACUGACCGCUACCUGCAGGACUGCCACAAUCUGCGCUUUCUGCGGCUGCAGGAGGUCGGCUUCGCCCGCCUGCUGUCUCUGGUCGUCUGGCUGCUCCUGCUGCUCAUCAUGGUGCCCAACAUGGCUCUGCCCAUACAACAAGUCCAGGUGCGGCGGUACCUCAGCUGUUCUUCCCUGAAGAAGGACAUCAGCCUCCACUGGCACGCCCUGACCGUCUUCCUCUGCACAGCCUUGUUCCUCAAUGCCUCCGCCGCCGUGCUCGUCUCCAGUGGACUGGCUUUCAGACGACUCCUGGGCAGCCGCAGCGAGCCCAAACUCUGGGUCGACGCGAGGCGGGUAGCGGGGAGUGUGACGGCCGUGGCGCUAGCCUACAUACUCAGCUUUGUUCCGUACCACGUUGUCCGGACGCCGUACACGUUGGCCCAGACCAAGGUCAUAACGGACUGCCAGACCAAGCGGCAGCUGUUUCUGGGGAAGGAGUCGACGCUGCUGCUGAGCUUGCUGCACGUCUGCUUCGACCCCCUGCUCUUCUUCUACCUCUACGCACCUUUCAGACAGACAGUCAGGAAGAUGUUCUCCUGCAGCAGAAACCAGGAAGUCAGCGAUGCAGCGAAACGGGCUGCGGAGGAAACAAUGCAACAUGCAACUUUUGUGUAGCAAGAGGCCUGCGUCAAACCACAGAUGCCAGAAACUACUUUAAAUGAGAAUGUUUAUACUAAGUGUAAAACAAUUACAACCGUUCUCCUUGGAUAGAUGCAGCACAUAUUUAGCCUAGCUUAGCACAAAGAAUGGACGCAUAUGGAAACUGGUAACCUAAAAUGCACCUACUCUAAAAGUGGACAAAAACUAUUUUUGUAGUCACGAAACCCACCACCGCACGUCCCAACUCCGCUUUAAGAUGGUUGAACAGGAAAAAAAAAAAGAUCUUUUCUGCACCACAUCAAUGCCGUGACCCAGUGACUAAGAAAUAAACCUGAUUUUGCAGUGUUUAUGAAUUAUUCACUCGCAUGUAUGAUCCUCGUCGUAAGUGCGAUGGUUCGGUGUCAGUUUCUGACAAUCUCAAUGUGUUUAAUGUUUAAUUUACAUUCAUUGCCAAAGUCUGUUCAUAUAGGGACUCGGUAUCAAAAUCUGAUGCUGCUGAAGGGUCUCUAGAUCUGAAAUGUUUGUAAAAUCUGGGGGGAGAGAGACCUUCUGUACAUGUUCAAUUAUGAUUGGGUCAGAAACACGUGCUGGUUAUCACGUGAGAUUGUCCCCUCAUGCAUGUGAACGAGCCUUAAAUUUGGAGGUAAUAAACAAACAAACAAAAAAAAAUCAACAACAACAACAACUGAAAACGACAAAAACAAAACAAAAGACAAACUGGUGUCGAUUUCAGCUUGUCUUGCUGCGGUUGGACCAGCAGAGUGCAGCAGUGAGCAGUGUUCAUCACUGUGUUCUCCAUCAUUUGCCUUGAUUCUGUCUUUUUACAACAACAUUUUAAGAGCUCGAUAAGACGAUGUAAAUCACA